Messenger RNA from Pygocentrus nattereri (red-bellied piranha), 2763 nucleotides. It is a transcript of the gene tmtopsa, whose product is annotated as teleost multiple tissue opsin a. Gene Ontology annotation, biological process: visual perception; G protein-coupled receptor signaling pathway. The transcript is spliced from 4 exons. NCBI's taxonomy places the organism in Eukaryota, Metazoa, Chordata, Actinopteri, Characiformes, Serrasalmidae. The coding region runs from base 1 to 1104 and encodes 367 amino acids. Gene Ontology annotation, cellular component: membrane; photoreceptor outer segment. Gene Ontology annotation, molecular function: G protein-coupled receptor activity. The record is from RefSeq and is a predicted model, not a curated record.
AUGAUCGUGUCCUCCGCGGAGGCGCGCUCGGACUCGAGCACCCCGCGCGCGCUCAGCCCCACCGGCCACGCGCUGGUGGCCGCGUGCCUCGGUAUGAUCAGCGCGCUCGGCAUCCUCAAUAACCUGCUGGUGCUCGUGCUGUUUGGCCGCUACAAGGCGCUGCGCUCGCCCAUCAACAUGCUGCUGCUCAACAUCUCCGUCAGCGACCUGCUGGUGUGCGCGCUCGCCACGCCGUUCAGCUUCGCCGCCAGCGCGCGCGGACGCUGGCUGAUCGGAGAGCAGGGCUGCGUGUGGUACGGCUUCGCCAACUCGCUGCUGGGAAUCGUGUCCCUCAUCUCCCUGGCCGUCCUCUCAUAUGAGCGAUAUUCAACCAUGAUGGGCCCAACAGAGGCUGAUGCCACCAACUACAGGAAGGUAGCGAUGGGUGUGCUCUUAUCCUGGGUUUACUCCCUCUUCUGGACUCUGCCUCCUUUCUUUGGCUGGAGCCGUUACGGCCCUGAGGGGCCCGGCACCACCUGCUCAGUGGACUGGACCGCCAAGACGGCCAACAACAUCUCCUACAUCAUCUGCCUUUUCAUCUUCUGCCUUAUCCUUCCUUUCCUCGCCAUAGUCUACUCCUAUGGUAAGCUGCUGCAUGCUAUCAAACAGGUCAGUGGGGUGAACACGGCGAUGGGCCGCAAGCGGGAGCACCGUGUUCUGCUUAUGGUCAUCACCAUGGUGGUCUGCUACCUUCUCUGCUGGCUUCCUUACGGCAUCAUGGCCCUGAUGGCCACGUUUGGAGACCCAGACCUCAUCACGGCAGAGGCCAGCAUUGUGCCCUCUCUGCUGGCCAAAACCAGCACAGUCAUCAAUCCCAUCAUCUACAUCUUCAUGAACAAACAGUUCUACAGAUGUUUCCGGGCGCUCCUUAAAUGCGAGACGCCACAGCGAGGCUCCAGCUUGAAGAGCUCAUCCAAAGCACACAAACCCACUCGAGCCAUGAGACGAACUGACAACAACUUUACCUGCAUGGCAGCUUCAGUCGGCCACACGACAGCAGCGCCCCCAUCAACAGACGCUGCGAAACCGCCGAUGGUAUCCCUGGUGGCUCACUACAACGGCUGAGGGUCAUUCUGAGGGUCAUUCUUAAAACAAAACUUUUAGCUCAGCGGCUUCAUCUCCAGCAGGAGCAACAAGGAACUCUUACAAGAUCGAAGAGCAUUAAUGGUGUGUGGCAGUGAUGAACAACAGCCCACCAAGGGCGGUGAGCUGUGUGCACUUGCUGCCCUUUUUAAUGACUAUUUGUACAUUUGAGUCUGUGCUCAACAUUUAAAUGAGGCUACAUGGGAGCCGUACAUUAUUUGACAACUGACCAGUCCAAUUCCUGUUCACCAUUUAAGACUUGUAGCCAUGGAUUGAAUUCUGGGCCUUGAGGCUUUGAACAAAAAAAAAAGCUUUUUCAAAAAUUCCUAACACCUCCAACUUGUGCAGAAACAAACCUGUGCCUGUAAAGUGCUGAUGACAUCUUAAGUGUGAUAAUGUUGCCUAGGGCCCAGCGCUAGAUCUCCGUUUUGCCUCCAGGCAGUUAUAAUGUUCGUGAAUUCCAAUUCUCUGGCAAACUGACUCUCAACAAAGAGGAGGAUGAAGAUAUUGAGUCUGUCUUGGGUACAUCAAGGAUUUCAAGCAGCUUUUCAGGCUGCUUAAAACCCAGCAACUGUCUCUAGCGGCGUGUAGAAGACACGCCACUCUACACAGACUAGUUAUCAGCAUGAUAACGGGCUAACGCUAGCUGGCACCACAAUAUUUACCUCAGAAGGCCUCCUUUUCUGCUCUAGAUUCAGGGAAAGUUUUACGGCUGAGCCUGUACUUGUGGUGGAAGGUUGAUGGGAAUGCUGAACAGCUAGUAAAUCUACAGCAAUUAACAGCAAUUAUGUUGCAAAAAAACUCUUCGCCCCACAAACAUCACAUGCUAUUUUGCUAGCUCGCUAGUUAUGAUCACUCAUCUCCAAAACCGUAGUUUUGAUUGUUGCCUCAGGGACUGCGUCUGCUUUUCUUUCUAGAAUUGAUGAGUCAGUCUCAUGAUCAGCUCUUCAUUUGAAGGCUACCUACAUAAGGAUUUAACAUAUGCAUCAUUUUUAGCAGUUUAAAAAGCAGAGCUCAAGUAUUUGAGAACAGCUCAUGUCAAUAAUAAUGUUUUAUGAAGUUAAUGACAAUUGUAUUGACUUCAAUGACCGACAUUUAUAUCAUUCUAUUUAACACUGUUAUGAAGAACCUAAAAGGCCCAGUGAAGAACACCAUAUACUGUAUUAGUUAGUAUUAUACCGUAAAAUAUAUAUGGAAAUCAUCAUGAGGGCAUCAAAAUAUUAGUUUUCUUGUGAAUAGUACUUUGUAGCUUUGGAGUGGAAUUAAUUUCCAUCAGUUUUGUUUAAUUUCUUUCUGCAGGCCCCCUGUGGCCAUUCCACCAGUGGAAGGGAAAUCAACUUGGAUAUUUCUAAUGAAUAUAAUGAAACAAAGUCCUGUUUUCCUGUCAGAUUAAAUAUAGUACACCACUGGCUCUGUGUGUGAAAUGAGGUGACUGUUGAGCUGCUAGUGAGCAAUAAGGGGUAAAACCUAACAACCCUGUACAACUGACACAAUAGAAAAUAGCAUUUAAACACAAUAAAAACGUGCUUGAUCACUUAAAGACUAAAAUCCAGUUAGCUUCCAGUUUUGUAAAUCACACAUUUCCAUCAAAAUAAUUCCAUCAAUAUGGAACAAGAACAGAAACAAAACCCCAGAUCUCUU